AUGAAAUUAUUUUCGGCACGUUUAAUAAAACAUAAUGUACAUUUUACAAGACCUAUACUGCCUCGCGUGUUUUACUUUUCUUCGUCCACCACAAUUACCGUACCAGAAAUUUCAGUAGACUAUUUAAUAAUAGGAGGAGGAGUCGUAGGAUUAUCAAUAGCCGAAAGAUUAUCAAGACGCAAGGGAAAAUCUGUAUUAUUAGUUGAAAAGAACUCAAGAUUAGGUGAAGAAACAAGUUCAAGGAAUAGCGAAGUAAUUCACGCAGGAAUAUACUAUCCAAAUGAUUCCUUAAAAACAAGAUUAUGCAUUCGAGGAAAAAAUUUAUUAUAUUCGCUUCUUUCUUCUGUAUCCUCAAUUCCUUUUUCACGAGUUGGAAAAUGGAUAGUAGCACAAGAUAAUGAAGCAGAAAUUUCUUAUUUACAAAAUCUUCAUAACAAAUCAAAAGAAAUACAAGUAGAAACGUAUUUUCUUCCACAAACAAAAAUUAAUUUAAUAGAACCUUAUAUUAAUGCAAAAGAAGUUUUAGUUUCACCCACAACAGGGAUAUUGGAUUCUCAUAGUUUAAUGAAUUAUUUUGAAUGUAAACUUAAAGAUCAAGGAGGCGAUAUAGCCUUAAAACAUAAAGUCGGUAAUAUAAUUAGAUCACCACAAGGAAAAGGUUAUUUUAUUCAGAUUGAAAAUGACAAAUCAUCUUUAUUUACAAUAUAUUCUAAGAAUGUUAUUAAUUCAGCUGGUUUAUUUAGUGAUAAAAUUGCGAAUUAUUUAUUACCACCAGCUCAUCAUUAUAAACUUUAUUAUGUCAAGGGUCAUUAUUUUGGUUACAGGGGGGUUGUAAAAACAAAUCAUUUAAUUUAUCCAGUGCCUCCAAAAAAUUUAGUAAAUGUAGGUACUCAUUUAACUCUAGAUUUAUCUGGCAGAAUAAGAUUUGGUCCCGAUGUGUUAUAUCAGGAUGAUCCAGAUGAUUAUUCAUUGAAUGAUGAUAGAAUUGAUUCAUUUGCUGAUGCUGUAAAAACUUACAUACCAUCUAUUAAAAAAGAGAAUUUAUAUCCGGAUUACACAGGAAUAAGACCCAAAUUGCAAGGACCUGGAGAACCUUUUAGAGAUUUUAUCAUAAAGGAAGAAAUUGAUCAUGGUUUAGAAGGGUUUGUUAAUCUGAUAGGGAUUGAAAGUCCUGGUUUAACUUCAUCAUUAUCAAUUGCCGAAAUGGUUGAUGAAAUAUUAUUAGAUAAAUAG
Rhizophagus irregularis DAOM 181602=DAOM 197198 is the source of this 1233-nucleotide messenger RNA. RefSeq lists its product as uncharacterized. The record is from RefSeq and is a predicted model, not a curated record. Lineage: Eukaryota; Fungi; Glomeromycota; Glomeromycetes; Glomerales; Glomeraceae. Gene Ontology annotation, molecular function: (S)-2-hydroxyglutarate dehydrogenase activity.